UUGUCUUUCAAGUCGACAUUUAACCAAAGUGACAAACACCAAAAGAAAACCGACUUUUAACUUGAAAGCUUUACUUGCAGUUUAUAAAGAUGAACAAGAUGGUCUACCUCGGAUGUUUGGCUCUUGCCUCAUGUAUCGGUAUGGCUGUCGGUUAUGGAAGCGUUAUGACCGGGCACAAACAGAUCACAGCUUACCCUUACAUGGCAAACAUGGGUUAUGGGUAUGUUCCCUACAUGGCGGGAUCUUCAGGAUUCGGAGGUUUUCUUGGCGGCGCUGGAGGAUCGACUGGUGGCAUGGAAGGAAUCUUUGGAAACAUAAUGCAAUUGUUUAUGUUUAUUUUUGUUAUCAACAUCUUGUUCUCGAGCACUGGUCUCGGCUCUGGUGGUCUCAACAUUGGCAAGAAAUCCUCACACUAUGCCCCUGACUACGACUUCUACUAAAUAAGACAACA
Mercenaria mercenaria is the source of this 451-nucleotide messenger RNA. RefSeq lists its product as uncharacterized. NCBI's taxonomy places the organism in Eukaryota, Metazoa, Mollusca, Bivalvia, Venerida, Veneridae. The record is from RefSeq and is a predicted model, not a curated record. The coding region runs from base 90 to 440 and encodes 116 amino acids. The transcript has 3 exons.